Messenger RNA from Macroventuria anomochaeta, 1091 nucleotides. RefSeq lists its product as uncharacterized. The transcript has 2 exons. Lineage: Eukaryota; Fungi; Ascomycota; Dothideomycetes; Pleosporales; Didymellaceae. The coding region runs from base 45 to 1091 and encodes 348 amino acids. The record is from RefSeq and is a predicted model, not a curated record.
GAUCCAUAAAAAGUAUCGUGACUCCAGGCCAUCGACUUCCUUCAAUGUCGCACUCAACCUCACAAAAGUCCGACAAUGUACUCGAGUUCCUCUGUGACCGCCGCUUUCACAGACAAUUCACAUUCACCCAGUCCAAGAAGCGCUACCGUGUAUCCUACUCUGACUACGGCUCAAUCACCAGCAAAUCAGUCGUUCUCUUCUUCGGCGGCCUGAUGGGCGGCCGCCUCAGUUACUCGCCCCUGGACCAAUUAGCCAAAUCUCACAACAUCCGCAUCAUCCAUCCUGACAGACCAGGUAUCGGUGGGAAACGACCGUAUGUAGCUUUCUUCGCGCCGUGGGUGCAUCCAAGCCAUAGCGGGAUCAAGCAUCUGCAAGCCGCCGAACUGCUUCCUGCGUCUAUGAUCGGCAAAUUCUCCUCCCUUGCGAAAUUUGUCAACGGAACUAUCACACCCCUGACUGGGAUGUCGACUGGGCUGAGCAGCACCGUAUCCAACGCCCUCAAAUCCUCACUACCGCAGUUUGUUGUUCCCGAAGUCCCGAUACCGCUCGAACCAAUUCCCGGCGAUGAACGACCAAACGAGAGCGACAAGAGUAAUCUCGACCUGAACGAUGCGGCUGUAGUGGAAGGGCUGCGAAGCCUCAUACCCACCUUCCUUUUCGCCGAGGCCGUGAACGGCGUGGGCCAGGAUGCGCAGCUUUGCUUGCGGAAACCACGCUCCAUACCGUGGUCUACCCCAUCUCGACAUUGGGAGGACAUCGAUGAUGCGGUGCGCCAGCUCGAGCACUCCAUCCAUGAGGGAGAAGAUGAAAGUCAAGAGUGGAGGGUGUGGAUGGUUGAUGCGUUUCAUGCGGAGACGGAUAGCAUGGUAGGGGAAAAGGGUAGGGUGUGGUUUGAUGCGUGUUGGAUGAGAGACGAGGCUGCGACUUCCAACUCACAAGACGUCUUUGAGUAUAACAGCCAGGUCAUGAAGGGCUCAGAUCAUGACUUCAUCUUGGAUCCGGUAUUUGGAGCAAGCGAGGCGUGGCUGAAGCGUGUCAGUGAGUCUUUUGGAGGAGGUGCAGUGGACGAGGUGGUGGUAUCCUCACCUUGA